Molecule: messenger RNA, 213 nt
Organism: Triticum turgidum subsp. durum (durum wheat)
Lineage: Eukaryota; Viridiplantae; Streptophyta; Magnoliopsida; Poales; Poaceae
Source: the annotation of a GenBank genome assembly
AUGGCAGCAACGUUUCCUUCCAUCGUGUGCAAGAUCCUUCUCGUCAUUGUAGCCAUGCUUGCCCUCCUUUGCUCUGCCUAUGCAAGAGACGCAUCAGAAUAUGGGCAGUGUUUUUCCCGGCCUGAAUGCAGCAACUACUGCAAGCAGCAAGGAUACCACAGGGGAGGGGAGGUCAUGCCGCCCAACUUCAUGGACUGUUGCUGUCUCAUAUGA